Messenger RNA from Ilex paraguariensis (yerba mate), 351 nucleotides. Lineage: Eukaryota; Viridiplantae; Streptophyta; Magnoliopsida; Aquifoliales; Aquifoliaceae. The record is from the annotation of a GenBank genome assembly.
AUGGGGUUGCCUGGAAGUUCUUUCUCGAACUCAAGUACUGAAGGGCAGGAAUUGCAUAGGAGGCGUUUACAAAUUAAAGAAAAAACAACAAAUAAAAAGAAAUCCAAAGGGAUAGUUGAUAGGACUAGCAAAUCUCAUGGGAUGGCAAUCAAUGCUAAGGAUUGUACAGAUGAAAAUACGAGUAAAACAAUUGAAGAUUCUACUAUUCUCAUCUCAAAAAGCUGUGACAUUAAGGAUAUUUGUGCUCGCCAGCAGGAUGUUGUAGCAGCUUCUAUUGCGUCAAGGAAGCGCCAGAAGUUACAUUGGGGGCUUGACACAAAAGAAAGGUGGGAAAGGAAAUCGAACAUGUAG